Messenger RNA from Cynara cardunculus var. scolymus (artichoke), 2522 nucleotides. RefSeq lists its product as uncharacterized. The record is from RefSeq and is a predicted model, not a curated record. The transcript has 2 exons. NCBI's taxonomy places the organism in Eukaryota, Viridiplantae, Streptophyta, Magnoliopsida, Asterales, Asteraceae. The coding region runs from base 248 to 2293 and encodes 681 amino acids.
CCAAAGUUUCGCCUUCGGUCUUUUCCUCUCCCCCUUUACAAUUUGGUGGGAAAAUCGCAAAGGUCAAACAAUUAUCAAAUCAAAUCAAUUUCCUUCGUAUAUCAACUGGUAUUUUGACUGAUUGCUACCGCUGUGAAGGAAAUGCCCUCGACUUUUAGUCUUCAAUACUCGUGCUAGCUCCUUUGGAUUAUUUACAGUAGUAGAGGAUAAAGAGACAAGUGAACAUUGAGGGUCGGCACUGAAACUCAUGGAAUGCAAUAAAGAUGAGGCUUUGAGGGCAAAGGUCAUUGCUGAAAAGAAGUUAGCUGAUAAAGACUUUGCUGGGGCAAAGAAAUUUACAUUGAAGGCCCAAACGCUAUACCCUGGGCUCGAUGGCAUCUCACAGCUGUUGACGACUCUUGAUGUAUACAUCUCUGCAGAGAACAAGAUAAGUGGAGAAGUGGAUUGGUAUGGGAUACUUGGUGUUAAACCUGCUGAUGAUGAUGAAACAAUCAGGAAAAGUUACAGGAAGUUGGCUCUCAUGUUGCACCCUGAUAAAAACAAAUCAGUGGGUGCAGAUGGUGCAUUUAAACUUCUUUCAGAAGCAUGGAGUUUGUUGUCUGAUAAGGCUAAAAGAUUAGCUUAUAACCAAAGGCGGAGUAUGAGAGGGUUCCAUCUAAAAGUGCCAUCAUCUCAAACUGGUGGUCCAUCAGCACCCCCUGCUGCCAAUGGAGUUUACAAUUUUGCAAAACGAGCAACUUCAAAGCCAAACAUCCGGAGUAGUACCACAGCCACUAGGAUGGGUCAAGGAUCAGUUCCGCCUGUGGUCCGCCCUGCAGCUCCACCUCCAGUUGUUCAUCAGCGGAAUGAUACUUUUUGGACUAUCUGCCAUCGAUGCAAAAUGCAUUACGAGUAUCUUAAUCUGUAUCUUAAUCAUACCCUUCUUUGUCCCAAUUGUCAUGAGCCCUUUCUGGCCAAGGAAAUGCCGCCACCUGUCAACCUUCCCAAGUCAACUCAAUCAUCUGCUCGUCAGGAUUCAAGCAAUCAUGCACCUAGUGGUAGAUCCAAUAGUAACCCUGGAAGAAGUACUGCAGCCACUCAAAAAUCAAAUGUCCAUUGGGGUCCUUCCUCAAGAACAAAUGUGCCCAGUAGCACAGACCCCUCCAUUGCAACAAAAGCAGCAAGCGUUGUUCAGCAAGCUAACGACAGAUUGAAAAGAGAACGUGAAGAAUUCUAUGCAGGGUGGCCCUCGAAAAAGAGAAAAGCAGAUGAUGAUGCUCAGUCUUCUGGUGUUAAGAUCCCGUUUCAGAUGUCCACAGGAAACGGUGGAAAUCUAUCCAAGGGAUCUGGCUUUUCUAAUAAAGUAAAUAGAAGUAGGGAGUUGACUCCAUCUGAAACUCGGAACAUGUUGAUGCAGAAGGCUCAAUCGGAGAUCCGCAAGAAAAUAAUCGAAUGGGAUUCUGAGGAGAAGACGAAAGUAAAUAAGGAAACUCAAAACGGCAACCAGUCUUCUGAAAAGAAUAGUGUAGACCAACCCGCAGAUGCGCAGGAACGUCAAGAAUCUUCAAUGAAUGUUCCUGAUCCUGAUUUUCACGAUUUUGACUUGGAUCGUACUGAAAAUUCUUUCGGAGAUAACCAGGUGUGGGCGGCUUAUGACGAUGAUGACGGAAUGCCACGCUUCUAUGCAUUAGUUCAUAAAGUGAUCUCCAGGAAUCCAUUUAAGAUGAAAAUCAGUUGGCUAAACUCAAAAACCACCAGCGAGUUUGGGUCAUUUGACUGGUUGGGUUGCGGUUUUCGCAAGACUUGUGGGGAAUUCAGAGUCGGGAGGCACGAAUUCAACAAGUCACUGAAUUCAUUUUCUCAGAAAGUCGAGUGGACAAAAGCAAAAGGGAUCAUUCAUAUUCUUCCAAGAAAAGGGCAAGUGUGGGCGGUUUACAGGAACUGGUCCCCUGAUUGGAACGAAAACACUCCAGAAGACGUAAUACACAAGUACGACAUGGUAGAAGUGCUGGACGACUACAAUGAAGAGAAAGGCGUGUCCGUUAGCCGUCUUGUGAAGCAUGCAGGAUUUAGGACGGUGUUUCAUGGGCGCACGGAUGAAAGUGAAGUGGAAGUGAUUCCGAAAGAAGAAAUGUUCCGAUUCUCGCAUCAAGUACCCAAGUACGUGCUGACGGGCGAAGAAGGUGAUAAUUGUCCGAAAGGUUGUUUGGAGCUGGAUCCAGCAGCAACACCAUUGGAUCUAAUUCAAGAAGCAGCAACAGAAGAAAGUAAUGAGGAGGUUGAAAAUGGUGAAGAAGGCAAGCAGCAGAAAUAGUGAAAAGGUAUGUGUUAGUAGUUUCAUUAUAAUUUUUUGGGUCAGCAGAAAUAGUUUGAUUUUGUAUGUGGAUGGAUCACAUUUUGUUGAAAAUUUAUAUGGGGGUGGAUGACCAGAAAAAAAUGGUGGUUUUUGUAUUUUUGGUAUAGAACAGGUGUUGCAACAUUUCUAUAUGAUUAAUUCCUAAAUCAGGCAGAGGACUAAUUACCCCUGUUCUUUUUACAGUUAA